This is a messenger RNA of Triplophysa dalaica, 960 nucleotides long. It is a transcript of the gene tspan37, whose product is annotated as tetraspanin 37. Gene Ontology annotation, cellular component: membrane. The record is from RefSeq and is a predicted model, not a curated record. NCBI's taxonomy places the organism in Eukaryota, Metazoa, Chordata, Actinopteri, Cypriniformes, Nemacheilidae. The transcript is spliced from 7 exons. Bases 82 to 822 code for a protein of 246 amino acids.
CAUCAAUUGGACUGGACGAGAUCUUGAUUUUGCAGCGACACAAAUGCGUGUGUAGAUGAUCUCGAGAGAUUUAACAGAGUCAUGGAUCUAACGAAAAGAACUCUCAACAUUAUCAACAAGACCGCUUGUCUAGUGUUAUUGCUGUUCGGGAUUUGGAUAUGUCUGGGUGGCUUAUUGUUGCUGCUUAAAUACAGAUAUACGGGUGUGUUUUUUAGCAGUUGCUAUAUAGAUCUGCCUGUUCUGCUGGCUGUUAUCAGUGGAGUUCUCCUCCUCAUCGGUGGAAGCAUUGGCUGUGUGUUGUCACACAUCGACUCCUCAUGUUUACAAGCUCUGUUUGUGUAUUUCCUUAUUGUUGUGUGUUGUUCUGUGAGUACUGCUACAGCGUUGGCUUACUUCCAUAUAGGCAAGCUUGAUGUGGACUUGGCACCUCUUAAAGAUGUGUUUCAAUACUACAGUGGUAACAGCCAUGAUCCUGAUGACCGGGCAGUGAAUGCCCUACAAAGUGAGCUGCAAUGUUGCGGUGUAACAAAUUACACAGACUGGAUGGAUACACCUUGGUUUAAUCACAGUGGGAAAUAUGAGGUUCCUCAUAGCUGCUGCAAUAAAACCUUUCACAUCUGCAAUGGGACUAUAAACUCACCCCAACUUCUCUAUAAUGAGGGAUGUCAGAUUAAAUUUAAGGAUAAAUUACACCUGGUCCUUGUGGUCAUUAUGUUAACAUCUUUUGGGCUUAUCUUAACACUGAUAUUUUCUGCAAUAAGUGUGGGACAUCUAAUGAAACAUCACCCCCCACAGGAAUACCAAAUCCUCGAUCAACAAUAAAUUCUUGAGAUAAAAUGAAAAUGUAGUUCUCUUUUCUUCUAAAUGCUACAUCGUUCUUAUGUGUAUUUUAUUGUACUGUGCGUCUACAGGUUUUUAUUUGUUAGGGCCAAACGUCCUCCAUAAUAAAGUGAAUUUACA